Molecule: messenger RNA, 1405 nt
Organism: Aricia agestis (brown argus)
Lineage: Eukaryota; Metazoa; Arthropoda; Insecta; Lepidoptera; Lycaenidae
Product: aspartate, glycine, lysine and serine-rich protein-like
Exons: 3
Coding region: 130-1392 (420 amino acids)
Source: RefSeq, a predicted model, not a curated record
CCACCCGGCCAAAACCGCGAACCCCAUAAGAAACCAAAACGUUCCACCGAAUUGAUUGCACUAUAAAUAGACAUUGCAGCAGACGACAGCAAUUAGUUGUUAAGUGAUAUUAACAAAAACACCAGCGAAAUGUUGCUUCUAGUUUUUGCUGUUAUAGCGGUGACUAGAGCGGUACAAGUCCACGAGUUGGCCGAAGACAAGACACCAUUCGAUUAUGUCAACGAAAGGCUGGACGCUAUAGGCAUGGACGCGAGAAGUGGACUCCCCCUGUCCAGCUCGUAUGAAGUAGAAGAAAGCGAGGAUUAUCCUGAUGAAAUUAAAGGAUCAGCUUCCUCUGUCCUAAACACAGUCGCCGGAGUUGGCGGAAUAGGACAAGGAAUUGGACUGGGUGGCUUUGGAAACAUUGGAGGAAUUGGCCUAGGACAGGGACUCGGUUUGGGCUAUGGAGGAGUCGGGGGUUUAGGAGGUGUGGGUGGCGUAGGUGGUGUAGGUGUGGGUGGGGUAGGAGGUGGUGUAGGUCAUGUAGGUGUUGGUGGAUUAGGGGUAGGAGGAUUAGGCGCCGGUGGGAUAGGAAUUGGUGGACUCGGUGGUAUUGGAGCGGGAGGUAUAGGUUUAGGCGGUGGCUUGACUCAGGGAAUAAACGGCCUUGGGGUUGGAGGAAUCGGUCUCGGCAAUGGACUACUUUACCAUCCAGUACUAGGAGCGCAAGUUGGAGGAGGGUAUGUCGAUAAAAAUGCUUACGAUGCAGCCCAGAAGAAAGGGGCAGAUGCUAACAUUGAGAAACUAGAAAAGAAGGCUGAAGAAGAAUCGAAACAUGGACAAGAGGGAUUUCAACAAGCGGCUGCAGCGGCAAAGGCGGAGAAAGGAGAGUCCAGCUUCUACAAGGAUGAAGAAGCGCAGAAGAAAGCCGCGGGAGAUGAAAAGUUCUACGAAGGUGGACAGAAGUUUGAUAAACAUGGUGCCAACGAGGAACAAGUAAAGAAAGGCAAAAGCCACAAAAAGGGCCACGUCCACAAAGGUUUCAAGUCUUCAAGCAGUAAGAAUGAAGAGGAGAAAUCUGAGAGCUACUAUGAUGAGGCUCAUGACGAAGCAGACCACAAGAUCGCGGGUCAAAACGUUGGAUCCUUCGGUGAAAACGCCCAGCAAGGCUUCAAGGGAGCACAUGAGGAGAAAAUACUGGACGCCAACGCGCAAGGGAAGGAAGGACACCACGUUGCUGAACAGAAGAUCGAUGACGCUAAGGCUAACAAGGGCGAAUACCUGCAAAAGGGCUACAAGGGUGGUGCCGAGCUGCUUGAGAAGUUCAACAAUCUCGGCGCUCAGGCGGUCCACGGCCACCAGGAGGCCAGCGGCGGGUACCAGCAGAACAAGGGGAUAUUGCCGAUACAUUGACGAGUUGAUUGAA